AUGCUCAAAACCUCCUCUGGCACCAGCACUGCCACCAAGGGUCUGCUUGUAGCCCUGCUGGGUGGGCGCCCACCCGGUGGCUUCAUGGGCCCCUUCUCCUAGCUAGUUUACCAGACUUCCCACCUACCCUUGCUGGAGCUGCUUAUCAGUUAAUGCCUCUUGCACCUCCCUAUUGCCUUACUACUUAAACUGCAUGGUGACUCACUGUUGGAACCUCUGGAUGUCCAGGGCUGGGCCUGACUCCAUGCCCUCUUUACUGUCUUCAGCACUGAACGUGCCUAUAGUGCAGUUCAGGUGAUGCCUGCUGGCAAUGCUGCCAUUGCCAAAGGUUCUUUCGCCAUCUGCUCUGUUCUCCUUGCCCUCUGUCUCAAGGCAGGUCUCAGUCACUAAGACUGGUGUGGCCUAUUGAACAGCGCUAUGGGACUAAUCAUCAUCGUGGGACCUGGACUAGGGAUACUACAGAAGGGGACCAAGGACCUCUACACUGCCCAGGGCUAUGUGCUCACUUUCCUGGAUGGCCAGACGUUGCUCUUGCUUCUGGUAUAUCUUUCCUUGGACCUCCCCUUCUGCCUACUAACAGUGGCUUUCCUGUUUGACUUGGUGGGGCUGGUGGGCUCUAUACCAGGCUUCUUUCUGCUGCAGAUCCCCAUGCUGCCCAAUGAGCCUCUGAGUUGGAGCUGUGUGGGGGGUGGUGAUCUCCCUCUGGUCUCCUUGUUGUGUGUGAGUUAUGUGGUCAACAAGGUCCAUCUUGCUCUGGGGUGUGUCGUCCUGGACUCUGAAGUGGUGGUCGCUCUGAUGCUGUAGAAUUACGUGCUCUCUGAGAUUGUGGCACCUUGUGACAUUAUCGGGGCAGUGGUUGUGUUGGGCAACAUUGGCAUCAUCACCACCCACAAUCUCAGCUAUGAGAGGGCAGGGCAGGUGGAGGAGUGA
Phyllostomus hastatus (greater spear-nosed bat) is the source of this 930-nucleotide messenger RNA. It is a transcript of the gene SLC35G6, whose product is annotated as solute carrier family 35 member G6. Lineage: Eukaryota; Metazoa; Chordata; Mammalia; Chiroptera; Phyllostomidae. The record is from RefSeq and is a predicted model, not a curated record.